AGUGGUGGGCUGGUUGUCUGAUCAACACGGUACUUUCUCGUGGGCUUUCCAAAUUUUAGAUAUGGUUCAUCUGGAUGUCUGCAUUCCGGUUGAAGUGGAAGGAAAAUAUGGGGAGUUUUACCCAGGUGUCAUAAGUGGAUUAAAAUCUGUAGAGCAACUCAAUGUAACUUUGCUAGAUUCUACCCACUCAAAGGGACUAGUGGAAUUUACCCUUCCUCCUUCUUCUCUGCGGCUCCCACCUAAAGAAUCAGCGACAGUUUUAGAGCCGGUUCAAGGGCAAGAAGUUGAUGUAUUGAUAAGUUCAUCACCAGGUGAGCCUUUGGCAGACGAGUCAUCAGGUGACGUUGCUUCCAAGCUUUCUGCUUGGUGGCCUGGUGUUGUACGGAAAGUUGGUGGAAGUUUCGUCAUUGUGGAAUUAAUGGCUGAUUUUUCCGCCCAAAGUGCCAUUUCAAGUGAAGUAUCUGUUCUUCCCAACAAUCGCAUUAGCGUUCCACACUCAUCGUCCCUGGAGAAAACUGAUAUUGUUGAGAAGCAUCAGCUAAGACCACGGAGCCACCAUCAUAACCUCACUGCAUCGUCUUUCCAUAUGCACGCUAUUGACAUUCCGGAUGAGCUAGCUCCAUAUUGCAAGGAGCCUGCUAACUACCAUCAUUUUGCCCGGAGAUGUGGCUUACCUGUUCUAAUUACUCUAGCACCAGACACCCUCAAACCUCCAUCCCCAGUUAUUAAAGGGGAUAAUGAAACCUACAACUUGAUGGCUCGCUUGUUAGUUAUAUCUACGGAUGUUUCCACAGUUAACAGAGCAUCAGUUAUCGACAACACAUUCGUGGAUAUGCUGAGACAAAAAGUGUCUAUUUUGCAACAAACUGAAGAACUGUCGAAGAAGUUAGUGGCAUCGCGUAUUAACCAGCAAUCACCAAUUAUUGAAGAGUUUCGCAUACCAACGGACUUAAUUCUCUACGCGAUUGGUGCACAGGGUUCCAAUAUCAAACGUGCCAGUGCAAUCGAUGGUGUACUUACUGUGAAACUUGAUCGUCAAACUGGUAAUAUUCGAAUUUCCGGAAAGACACACGAAGCUGUUAACAACGCUAAAAAGCUACUCGAUUUCUCCCAAGACGUCGUUCAGAUACCUAGGUGCUAUGUGGGUCCCAUCCUAGGAUCGGGUCGCCGUCAUGUUCAGCAUAUUGUUGAUAGGGUGGGGUUAGUCGGAAUCAAGAUUUCUAAAUCACCCGAAGAGGAUCAUGAACAUGUUUCAUUUCAAUUAACAGGCACCCAACAGGCUAUACGCGACACUCAGUUGUUUUUGGAAUUUCAAGUCUCAAGCCUGCAAGAGUUGGAUCGGCUUCGGGGUGUUGAAGAUCCACCGUCUAUAUUGAAACCCAAGGACGUGGCCACACUUAGCGACAUGCAAAGGUAACUUUAAUGUCAACAGUAUAUUUCUCUCAGUAAAUAAAUCUCAUUAGUUCUCACGUAGAUAUGGAAUUUAUAUGUUGUGAUUAGAUUUCCGUCAUAAUGUUUUGUCAUUUGGGUUAUUUCAUGAAGACUUUAGAUCGUUGUUUGUUAUCGUAUUUAUUUCAUAGAGACUGUUUUCCAAUGUAGGGUGUUAACUUGGGUAUCUAGUUCAUUACUAUGGAGCUCUUAGCGCCGAAUAACUACUAACGUCACAUUUUCUACAACCAACUUUAAUCAGUUUAGUCCUCAUAGACAGUGACACUCAGUGACUUGAGGCGUUGUUUCACAAGAUCUGCAGUUGAAACUAGUGGUGGCUUUCAUGUAGUUUUCUUUUUUAUCGUAAAAAUACUAAAGCAAGUAUAUUAGCUGGGUAUGACCGAUCCGAAGUAGCUAUCUCUUGGGAUCUGCUGUCAGGCAAUUCUACUUCUUUUUCGCUCUCACAUUGAAGAAACAGCUUCCACGGUGCUGGCGACGGGAAAUUGUUAAUUACCCCAAUCGCCACCGGUAGUAUACAAAACCUAAUCAAAUUUAAUCUACCCUUAUAUUUGUCUCCUCGAUAGCCUUCAUCUCCUGAUAACUAUUAGACCUCGUGAAACCUCAACCUCACUUUUUGACCAUAGGCUUGCGCCAAUCUUGCAGCAGUAAUCUGCACUUUGAUAGUGCAGAACACACCAUAUUUAUGGACAAUGAUCGCCAACUGAUUGGAUGCUGUUUGUAGUCUACAUGUUAUCGCACAGUAGAAUGAUAUCUUCCACACGCUCGAAAUUGAAAAGCUUCACCUGUAAACAAGUCUACUGUAUCACCCCGUCCAUUUCUUUCGGGAUUGUCUCUAGAAUUCCAUUGAUGACAAAGUUGGAGAGUGAUGAAAUUGGUCAACCCUACCUACCAUAGGUUUGGAAAAAUGGAGAUAGGUGACUGUGUACCGUUGCUUUAACUGGGAUGUUUAAGUAUAGGACUUUCAAGAUGUUAACAAACUUCUCAGUAAAAUACGAUAGCAGACGAUUUCAGAGUACAACCCUAUCUAACGAAUCGACGGCAUUUCUAAUAUCGGGGAAUACGAGGAUCGUUGAUCUGGAUUACGAGUUAUGUUGUUGGAACUUCUGAUCGGAGGUGAACAAAUAAUCAGUACAUCCGGCACCCGAACGAGACCCACUCUGCUCCUUGCACAUAUGAUACCCAUGCGUUUUGCAGACCUGUAAAUUGUGAUAGUAGCAAACAAUUAAGCCGUUACCAGUAACUCAGGUAUCCUGAUGUUUAUCGUGCAUAUUACUCAGAUCCUUUUUGAGGAUGGAUACAACAGUGGAUUCAUUCUGGAAUGACAGAAUACUCAGUCUGCCAUACCUUUUCAAACAUCAUAGUCAGUUUCUUGACUACAGUUUCACCUCCAUCCUUAGAAAGGAGUAGGUUAUUUGGACCUGUGCUUUAAUACUUAGUGUUAUUUACCUCUGCUUCGUUAGGUGAACGUGUCCUAACUGUCGAUAAGGUUGAUAUUGCUUAAGCAGUAGUUGAGAUAAGAUGUUUUUUCACUGUUCCAUCCAGCUUUUCAAGUGUCUGCGUAAGUUGGCGGUUGGCAUACCAUUUUCUUCACAAACCGUCUUACUAACGCCAGCCUUCUUGAUGCUUGUGGCUCAGAUGAGCUGACAGGUGCUGCAGGUGUGAUAGUUCUCAAUACUCUCACUCUAUCAAAAGCUUUGCUUGCUUUGCUUUGCAUGCAUUGUCUCAAUCACGCUUUAAUGUGGGAUGGGGCGACAGUUCUUAAAUCCAGUAUAGCCAGAUGCAGGGGGAAAUUAGUUCCAAAAUCUUUGUUCAUUGAUUCAAGACCUAACACAUGUGCCGGAUAUGAUUCAUCAAAUAUUUUCAGUUAUUUCGAAAAUUUUACUACCAUUAGAACAAAAAAUUAAGAACUUCUAGACUAAAUAAGUGAAGUUUGAAAGUCAUGCGGUUAUUUUGAUAUGAUUAUUAGCCAUAAAUUCUGUUCGAGACGUCAUCCAGUAAGUGGUACUAUUUCACCGUGUUCCAUAUCGAAUAAACAAUGUACUAUGGAAGUGUUUUUCACAAUUUUUCCAGUGGGUUAUCCGCUGUGUAUUAAAUACUAUUCUUUUCUAUCUCAAUUGUAUUUUUAUCGGCAAGGUAGAUUAACAUAGACAUAUGGUAUUCAUUCUUGACAUCAUGGAGGAAUUAGUUAAUAAAAUGUGCGAUGUAUAAUUUUGACUAAUGAAUUCGUGUAAUUUCGUGCGUAUUCGUUUAAUGAUAAGUACUCCACAUUACCCUUUUCUAUUACUUAAAUUGCAGUAAUGAUGAGUCUUUGGAUUCUCCUACUCAUCGUGAAAAUGGUCACAUGUCACACAAAGUUGGCAGCGAUUGUACUCAUGAUGUGAACUCAAACGGAUCUCCACAUAGAGAGGAUUAUGAGAAGAAUGAAGCUGUACAUAACAACCAUUUGAAUUCUUGCCCUCACCCUAGAGGUCGUCAACCACGGUCUCGACCUACAGUCAAACAUAAUGCGAACUCCAGACAGGGUAUGUUUCUAGCAAAAUAAUGAUAGUCGAGCUCCGAAUGUGAGAAGUAUAAAUUAAUAUGUUUCGGAUCUCCCCUUUUUUUGUUUGUGUUCUUUACUUUGAUUUGGAUAGCCUAAUAAGGCCUCAAACGUUGAGUGUGACUGGAAUUCUAGAUUACUUCCAAAUUACGACACAACAAGUCUAAACAGUAUGGGACACGUGUAUAGUUUAUUUUCGGAACUGCACUUUUGAUAACCAUCAAGUCCCAGGGUUUUUAGUCGUACAUAUAGUAUCCUACUUGAUGCUAAAUGACAGUUGAAGAUUACAUAGGCUUUUUAAUUUUUUUCAUUUUAAUGUUUUACCCUUUCUGUUUUUCAUCUCAUUGCAUCUAGAAAACUGUAGUAAGACGAACUGUUCCACUGCAUCUCUUCAUGUGUUUUCUAAUGUUUGAUGAGUAGGCUGCGAGGAAUAUAGGAUGCCUUAUUUAUAUCUUGUUUGCUUUCAAUGAUUAGCUAGUGAGAUAUGACAAGAUUACUAAGUUGUUCUCAAAGUUUCUUUAGUUUCAUUUCGUUAUUUCCUAUUUAUUUAUAUAUCGGCUUUAACUUUAGAUUCACGUCAAAUUCCGCAUAAUCAACAUGGCGGUAAUGGAAUCAUUCAGGAUUUUGGAGGUGAUCACUCAAACUUUCCUAAGUAUGCAGCGAACCGUGUGAACCCCAAGAACCUUAAUCACCAAAGGAAUCAUCAACCAAUACAUCGUCAAAAUUCUACUGGAACCCGAGGUCAAAAUAUGUGUGCCCCUAUGGUUAGCUGAAUAAUCUCUUUCGAUCAAAAGAAAAUUUCUCACAUGCGACUCAUGUUUCCAAUCAGUAUCCGCUUUUACCUCUGCUUCAACGAUCCUGAGAUCACAUCUAAUCAGUGUUUGUUCAUUUCAGUCCUAUUCUCUAUGCUACUUCAUAUUCUCUGUGUAAAGGAGUUUGGAUAACUGAGAGUCUGUUGAGGUGUGAUCUCUUACUAAUGUUCAUCCUUUUAUUCUUUAAUGCCCAACUUUUGUUGCCUUUUCCCUCCUGGUGAUAAUCAGUUAUUUCCCUAAACAGUCAUAAUUGUUAACCAUGUAUUGUACAUUGUUUCCAUUAUAGUAUCUGAAAUCACCAGAAAAUGAACUAUCACUUGCUUGAUUACUUCACAGUAUUAGUAAAUAACUUUACUCUGAACUUGUGUCACAUUUCAGCUUAAUACCUCAAUUUAAUGUACAAAUUACAAGUUAUUUGACAGGAUACACUGGAAUACGUAGUUUGCAUGAUACUUUUUUUUUUUUAGUGCAUUCAUCAUAUACUUGAUGUUUAUUUGUUUGCAGUUAGGAGCAAAGAGCAAUUAGUUUAUACAUAGGAGGUUGAAUAUUGUUAUGGUGUUGAAUUGCCAACAGCUUUAUUUAUUUUAGAUUUAAGUGAGAAAUGCAUGCACAACAUUCAUGGCUACUUUGAUUGAUUCGAGAGCAUAUGACCUAAUAAAUGUAAUUUUUCUCUAGAAAUCUGUUUUCAGAAAUAACAAUCACUCGUCGUAAUGUUUUGGUCUAAUUGGAUAUUUUUUUUAGGAGUCUGUCUGUCUGUAGAGACUUUUUCAUUUAUGCAACACAUUACGUUCGGUCAAUGUCUGUGAAAUAUUUCUUGAUGAAUAGACUGUCUAUGCCAGUUAUUGGUCGUGGUUAUAUGUGAGUCAGCUGACGGUAAUCGUGUUUGACACAAGGUAUGGUAUGUUAUUGAGAAUAAUUCGUUUAUGAGAAAAAUCGAUUGAACUGUGUAGAAUUUUAUAAAUUAUUGAAUGGUAACGUUUGGUUUCUCAUUUGAUUUCAUAAAUGAUAAUGCCAACAUCUUGAUUUUCAUGAAAACUCCUAUAUUGUGGAUUAUAGGAUGUGAUCUCUACAUUCUGUCAAUAGUUACCUGGUGAGUCCAAGUAUGACUACAAAUGACUCAGUUACAGUACAAAUUGGUUUUCGCAUAGAAUUUCAUUGCUCAAAUAACAUGCCCAUGAAUUCGUUCCCAAGCCAAAAUAUAUCGAUAUAAGAAUAAUUUACAUAACUGGUUUGUCAUCCUUUCAAUAUAAUCUUCCAAGUGGUUUUUAUUUUCCUACUUUUCACUUCAUAGCCUGAAUCAAAAUCAAUUCAAACAAUCUUGAGAAGCACUUCCAACUUGAUGAACUCGCUUCAUAGCGCCGAUUAAACUUGAGAGUUUGAAAUGUUAGCUGCAUUAUUUUAAGCUUUGUCUAUUUAAUGCACAAACCUGCAUAUAGUUGCUUGACUGUUGAAAUAAAGUGAGCUAGGACAUAGUCCUGUUCCUACUGCUUGUAGAACUGUGAAGUCUAUUGUACAACCUAUCUCAGGUACAACUUGACCAUCUUGAACAUGUGAAAUACUUUGAUCCUUAUUUUCAUUACUCGUAAUCUCGAUUGAAGUAAAGCUGUCUAUAUUGCUAUAGAAGUAUCUAUUCUCAUC
Heterobilharzia americana is the source of this 6438-nucleotide messenger RNA. The record is from the annotation of a GenBank genome assembly. Lineage: Eukaryota; Metazoa; Platyhelminthes; Trematoda; Strigeidida; Schistosomatidae.